AUGUCCGGCGUUGCUAGUGCACUAGCCGGCCUAGAUAUGACUAUGCCGGGUGAUAUCGCCUUUGACUCUGCUACGUCUUAUUGGGGCACUAACUUGACCCUUGCUGUACUGAAUGACACUGUUCCCCGGUGGCGUGUUGAUGAAAUGGCUAUCCGGAUUAUGGCCGUCUGGUACUAUGUCGGGGCGGGCGACAGCUAUGUGCCUAUCAACUUCGCUUCUUGGACUCUCGAAACUUAUGGAUACGAAUAUUUCUAUGCCAACGAGGGCUACACGGUAAUAAACGAGCAUGUCGAUGUACGCAACGGCCACGGAGCUUUGAUUCGAGAAAUUGGUGCUGCAAGUGCCGUCUUGCUGAAAAAUGAAGGAGCACUGCCAUUGACUGGCAAAGAAAAGCUGACCACAGUUUUCGGGUCUGACGCGGGUGCUAGUGCAUACGGGCCCAAUGGCUGUUCUGACCGUGGAUGUGACAUGGGAACAUUGGGAUGGGAUGGCUCAUUCCAGGGCAUAUAUGAUGACUAUGCCUACAGUGAGGCUGAGGCGCUGGCCGCGCAGGCAUCCGUCGCCAUCGUCUUUGUCAAUGCCGACAGCGGUGAAGGGUACAUCAACACCGUCAGUUCCGAGUGCAACAAUACGAUUGUGAUCAUCCAUAGCGUCGGUCCUGUCCUGAUGGAUAGCUUCGUCGGGAACCCCAAUGUGACAGGAAUUAUCUGGGCUGGCGUUCCUGGAGAAGAGUCCGGGAUCUCCAUUGCUGACGUGCUGUAUGGUCGCGUCAAACCCGGUGGCAAGUUGCCUUUCACUGUUGGCUACUCGCGCGAGAACUACGGUACCGACAUCCUCUACGUCCCCAACAGCGGCGAGAGUGCCCCGCAAGUCGACUUCAGUGAGGGUCAAUUCAUUGACUACCGAGCCUUCGACAAGGGAGAUAUCACGCCACUUUAUGAAUUUGGUUAUGGCCUCAGCUACACCAAAUUUAGCUACUCGGAGCUGAAGAUCACAAAGCACAAUGCUGGGAAGUACAUGGCCACGACGGGCAAGACUUCGGCGGCCCCAAUUCUGGGCACGACCCUAAAUGACACUUCUGACUAUUUGUUCCCUGAUUAUAUCAAGCGAGUGCCGUACUUUAUCUACCCUUACCUCAAUUCGACCUCUUUGGAGAAGUCCGCCGAUGACCCCAACUACGGUACUUCCGCCAAUAUUCCAGCCGGGGCCCAAGAUGGCUCCUCGCAGCUUCGUCUUCCUGCCAGUGGCGAGCCUGGCGGGAACCCGGCUCUUUGGGAUGUUCUCUAUACGGUAACCGCGACGGUGACUAACACUGGCAAGGUUGCUGGUGAUGAAGUGGCCCAGCUGUAUGUGGGGUUGGGUGGACCUAAUGACGCCUCAGUCCAGCUUCGUAGCUUUGAUCGCCUGUCUAUCCAGCCUGGCCAGUCUGUCACCUUUACAGUAGACUUGACCCGUCGGGAACUUUCCAACAGGGACACGGUGACCCAAAAUUGGCUCAUCUCGGACUAUGUGAAGACGGUACACGUUGGUGCCUCUUCACGGAAAGUACCCUUGAAACAGACUAUCGCUGGGGCAGAAGCGUUUCCCAGCGAUAGUCUGUUUCAAUUAGAAGUCACCUACUUCACAUGA
Messenger RNA from Penicillium atrosanguineum, 1629 nucleotides. Its product is annotated as glycoside hydrolase family 3 C-terminal domain-containing protein. Gene Ontology annotation, molecular function: beta-glucosidase activity. Gene Ontology annotation, biological process: glucan catabolic process. The record is from RefSeq and is a predicted model, not a curated record. The coding region runs from base 1 to 1629 and encodes 542 amino acids. Lineage: Eukaryota; Fungi; Ascomycota; Eurotiomycetes; Eurotiales; Aspergillaceae. The transcript is spliced from 3 exons.